Eimeria necatrix is the source of this 5607-nucleotide messenger RNA. RefSeq lists its product as hypothetical. The record is from RefSeq and is a predicted model, not a curated record. NCBI's taxonomy places the organism in Eukaryota, Apicomplexa, Conoidasida, Eucoccidiorida, Eimeriidae.
AUGAGUCUCCGCAAUGGGCCCUUCUACUGCAACGACUGGGCCCCCGCCAGGCAGCAGGGUUCAGUUGGUUCGGCGGCCCCAUUGCUUGCGGGGCCCCCCGGAGCCCCCUCAGCCGCAGCUGCAGCAGCCGCAAGGCGCAGCGCAGCAGCUCCGCGAGUGCCCUCUUGCUGCGUGGCAGUGAAUGCCGAAACUGCGCAGACACUGGCGGCGUGGGGGCUGCUGCAGCAGCAGCAGCAGCAGCAGCCAGGGGGGGCCCCUGCUGCAGCGCACGGGCUGGUAGUGGUGGGGGUCCCCCAGAGCCAGCAGCUGCGGAGCGGCGUGGGCGUGGCGGCCGUGCUGCGGGCCGCGCUGCAGCGCCGCGGGAUCGAUCGCCUCCCCGAUCCCAGUGCCCUGGCCCCCGCAGCCAGCCCGGGGGCCCUCAGCAGCAACUGGAGAAGCCUGGGGCCCCACAUUGAGGCCCUGGGCAUUUGGCUGGGGGACACUUGGAUGGGGGCCCUCCAGCGAGGUGACCCUGGGGCUGUGGGGCCCCUCCUGGACCUGAUUGUUGAGCGGCAGCUCAAGUUUGAACAAAACGUUUUGGCCUACGAUAACGCCCCCCUGCCUGCUGCUCCUGCUUCCCGCAACGCUGCUGCUGCUGCUGCUGCAGCAGACAGGCAGCCUCCAGCGGCGGCAGCGGCGGCGGCGGCUGCUGCUGCUGCGGCAGCGGAGAGGCAGCUGCCACCGGCAGCAGCAGCGGCGGCGGCUGCUGCUGCAGCGCAGAGACAGCCCUCAGCGGUAACAGCGGCUGCUGCUGCUGCUGCUGCUGCUGCAGAUCCGCAACCGGCCGCCAGCUAUGACAGAAGGGUGGAUCCCUCUUCCCCUGGGAAGCAAACUGUCCCCUCAGGCAGCUCCAGCUGCCACCGGCAGCAGCAGCGGCGGCGGCUGCUGCUGCAGCGCAGAGACAGCCCUCAGCGGGCGGCUGCUGCUGCUGCUGCUGCUGCUGCAGAUCCGCAACCGGCCGCCAGCUAUGACAGAAGGGUGGAUCCCUCUUCCCCUGGGAAGCAAACUGUCCCCUCAGGCAGCUCUUUUGCUGCCGGCUCUGCUGCUGCGUUUGCUUCUGCUCGCGCUGCGUCUCCUGCUGCUGCACUUGCUUCCCCGGCGCUCGCGGCUGCAGCUGCUGUUGCUGCUGCUGCUGCUGCUGUGCCCGAGCUGCCUUCCUUUGCUUCCAGUUUAAGCGAGGUCCAAUGGUCUUCACAUUCUACAGCUCAUCAGCCUUUGACGCUGCCCUUUGGAAGGGGAACUCUUACUGAGGUGCAGCAGCAGCAGCAGCAGCAGGAGUGCCAGCAGUCAAUGCAGCAGGUGCAGACGCUGCAGCGUUGGGAUCAGCAAGGUCAGACGCAGCAGCACGAGGAGCAGCUGCAGCAGCACAGCGUCAGCUGCCCAAGGGAGGCCUCCUGCUCACUCGUGAGCCAGCCCACAGUUGUUGCUGUGAGAACAGCAGCGCAAGCUUCGGCUGCUGCAUCAGCAGCAGCAGCAAUCGGGGUAGACGCAGCAGCUGCUCAGUCAGAGGUUGCUGCACCCGAGUGGGCAGCUGCUGCUGCGGCCCACACAGAGAGCGCAGCGGCGAUGAGGGCUCCGAAGCAAGCAGAGGUCCAGACGGAUGAGCCUGGAGAGCCGCUGGCCACGCAGCCUCCUGCAGGCAUGCCUAUCUCGAGUCUCCGCAGCAGCGACAGCAGCAGCAGCAGCAACAAUCUCUUGUGUCAGUACCUAGCUGAGGCUCUGCUGCAGCCGCUGCGCCGCAGCAGCAGCAUCAGCUUUUCUGCUGAAGGCGCCUGCAGCACAGAAGCCCUCCCUGAAAGUCCCCCCUUCUUCUCCCCUGUGGGUUGCUUAGCUGCUGAGGCUCCGCUGCGGCUAAACAGCGGUCCGCAGCAGCAGCAGCAGCAGCAGCAGCAGGCUGAGGCGCAUAUGCUGGAUGAGAUUCCCGUGGUUCCCGCAGAGACAGAGACUCUCGGAAAUGUCUUGAGCCAUGGAGCUGCUGCAGCAAACGCCACAGGAAUGUCACCAGGGCUGGCAGCAGACGCGCAGCAGCAGCAGCAGCAGCAGCAGAACUUGAGCAAUGGAAGCAACGCCGUUGGAAAGCAGCAGGACGACAUGCAACAGGAGCGGUCGCCCUACCUAAGCGGAGGUGGCACCAGCCCGCAAGAAGCUGGAGCAGCAGCAGCAGCAGCAGCAGCAGCAACAGCAGCAGCAGCAGAAGCUGCUGCUCCCCUGGGUGCUGCAGAAGAGCCCAAGAUCUCUACUGGGCGCUUCAGCUGGGUGGGCCCUUCGAGGCGCCGCAGCAGCAGCAUUUUUGUGUCUCCUUUGGGAGACUUUGGGGGCCUCCCAGAAGGAGCCUUUUCUGCGCACACACUGAAGGGCCAGCAGCAAACCGAGCAGCAGCAGCAGCAGCAGCAGCAGCAGCAGGGGUUCGGCAGCGACAGUGAGGCGGGGCUCGGGUCGCUGUGGAGCCGCAACGAGCAGCAGCAGCAGCAGCAGCAGCAGCAGGGGUUCGGCAGCGACAGUGAGGCGGGGCUCGGGUCGCUGUGGAGCCGCAACGACAACAUCGAAGAGCUGUUGCUGCAGUCGCUGAAGCAGCACUUUGGCUGCAGCAGACGCAGCAGCAUCAGCAUAGUGCAGCAAAAAGGCCAAAUGCUGCAUGCGCUGCUGCAGUCUGAAGGCUCCCAGGCUUUUUCUGAGGGCCUUCAUGACUGGGCUGAGGGUUUGAAACAAAGGGCCCCAGAGGCUGCGCGGCUGCUGCAGCGCGAGCCCAAGAAGGCCCCCAUUGUGCUGCAGAUCUUCUACGCAGGGGCGGCGCUGCUUCACUCAAGAGGGCUCUUUGGUGGCGCAGCUUCGCUGCUAGAGGCUCUUGCGCUUCUGCUGCAGCAGCUGCCUCUGAGCUGCGAGCCGCUGCAGCAGCGGCUGCUGGAGCAUCUUCGUCGCUCAGCUGCUGCUGCGUCUUUGGCCGAGGUGGCAGCAGCAGCAGCAGACCACGAAGCUUACGUACACUCCGAAGAAGCAGCAAAACUUCUUGCUGCCACGGGCAAUUUGCUGCUGCACUGGAGCUGCGCAGGCAGCGCGGCCUUGUGGGCUGGGGGCCUUCUGAAGAAAGUUGUUCGCGACGAAGCCUCAUACUUCCUUCUAGUCAGGCUCGUGCUGGAGCAGCAGCAGCAGCAGCAGCAGCAGCAGCAGCAAGGAGAGGAGGGGAAGGCAGCAGAAGUCAGGGCGUUGUCUAUGGAGGUCCUUGAAGCUUUGGCUGUAGAGGCAUGCAGCGCUGUGCUUCAGCGGCAAAAGCCCCUCACCACCCGCGUCGCUGCGCUGCUGGUGCUGGGCCCCUUGAUCUGCUGCAGCAGCAGCAGCAGCAGCAGCAGCAGCAGCAACAGCAGCAGCAGCAGCGCGCAGCCUGGCGACGACGAUCCGUCCCACAUCCACAGACAGAUUCUCGGCUGCCUCCGCAUAGCCCUUUCUGAAAGAGAAGGGGUGUGGAAAUCAGCAGCAGCUGAGACAGCAUCUGCAGUUGUUGCUGCUGCAGCAGCCAGCAGCUGCCGAGAGUUUGCUGCUGCAGUGGUGGGAGAGGGCUUUGUUCUGGAGGCCCUUCUUCCCGCAGCUAAGGCACAGAAGGGCAUUUAUGCUGCACAGUCUCCAGCAGCAGCAGCAGCAGCAGCAAUAGAAAACAGCGCCGGAGCGGCAGGCGUAGACAACUCCCGUCUCUUCUCUUUCUUAGAAAACUACCUCAGUGCUGUUGGCCGGCUGUACUCUGAAGACGCGCGACUUUACGCAGCUUUUUUCUCCCACCCCAACACGUCUACGGAGUCUGCUGCAGCCCUUCUCUCCGCCAUCUCCUGGCUGCACACAAAAAGGGACCCUAUAGAUGCUGCUGUUUUGGCCGAGCUGCUGCUGAGCUGCUGGAGGGGCAGGGGGGCUCCCGCGCUGCUGCAGCGGGUCACGCGGAAGCUGCUGCUGCUGGACCGGCAAGGCCCCCCAGUAGCAGCAGCAGCAGCAGCAGCAGCAGCAGCAGCUGAGGCAGGGCCAAGACAAUGCCUCGCUGAAACGCUCAAAGACCUUCUGAUGGGACCUUCUCGAGAAAACCCUCUUGAGAAGGAGACAGUCGAUGCGCUAUUAUCUCUCUGCGACCAGUGCAUGGCAGAAGAGACAGGCGCAGCAGCAGUAUCUCACUUCAACAGCCUCACUAUUAGCGGGUUGCCCCCAGCGCCGCUGCUGUCGCUUUCUGCUGCGGACCACCUGCUGCAGGAGCUGCAGCAGCAGCACCCUGCAGCAGCAGCAGCAGCAGCAGGUCAGCAGCAGCUAGAUGAGGCAGAAGAACUCGAGGCCUCCUGCAGCGACCACUGGCUGGAGAGGCCAGGAGCAGCAGCAAGUUCUGUUUCCUUCAGUCUCACCAUUUCAGGCCGCCCCUCAAGCGUUUUCGGGGAGCAGCAGGGCCUGCAGCCAGCAGCAGCAGCAGCAGCAGCAGCGGCAGCAGCAGCAACAGCAGGAGAAGAUGUUGGCGAGCCAUAUCCCCCGAAUGAGCAGGACCCCCAAGGGCCUCCCCUGAGGGCCCCCCAGGGCCCCUCCAGGGGCCCCAGUGGGGGCCCACUUGGGGGCCCCCAAGAGGGCCCCCAAGGGGGCCCCCAAGGGGGUCCCCUGGGGGCCCCCAAGAGGGCCCCCACGGAGACCCGCCUUGUCCACCGCAGCGUUUUGGCUUCGCUGCGGCCUUUCAAAAGCCAGCCGCCCGAGGGGCCCCCAGCAGCAGCAGCAGCAGCAGCAGCAGCAGCAGCAGCAGAUGCAGUAGCAGCAACGCCGGAGCCGCUUGAGGAAGUGGAAUGCAAGUUGCUGCUGCAGUGCUUCCGGCCUGUUUUUGUGAAGCUCUUUGAAGUGGUGAAGAAAGCAGCACAGAAACCCUCAGGAGGAGAAGGCUUUGCAGACCCUGUAAGGGCCCUAAGCCCUUAUCCUGGAAAGCAUCUCGCCCCCGCCCAUGGUGCAUCGCGGCGUUGCCUUGGGCCCCAAGACAGAAAGAGGGGCCCAGAUCCUGUCUCUGCUGCACCGCAUCAAGCGCGAAGGAGGUCAGAAGUGCCUGGGUCCCGCACUUCAUGCCUCCCCCCACUCAUCAAAGCCUGCGAAGCCAGACUAGCAGCUCGUCAUGCAGCACUUUUGGUGGAGAGUAUAAAUUGUUUGUUGAGUGUGGGGGCCCCUAUACAGAGGCUGCCGCCCGGUAAACCGCGGGUCGUUCUGCGGCAAGGCCACGACUUCGCGGCUGCUUCAGCAGGAGCAAAAUCCACGGCAGCAGCAGCAGCAGCAGCAACAGCAGCAGCAGCAGCAGCAGCAGCAGCAACAGAGCUGCAGUCUGAAGACUCUGUACUGGGGGACGCUUCAGCAGCAGCAGCGCAGCAAUGGGCCAUGGCGGGGACUGUGGGGACUCAGCUGAAGGGGCUAGGGGGUGAGGGGCCCCUCAAAGCCGCGGUGGUGACGCUGUGUGCCAAACAGCUCAACGAGAUACACACAGACGCCAUCUGCAGAGAAGAAGAGUGCAAGGCAGGUUUGGGGAGCACGAUUAAGGGUCUGGCGUUGAGAGUUGGCUGGGUUGUACGGCUUUGA